Messenger RNA from Perca fluviatilis (European perch), 2013 nucleotides. It is a transcript of the gene tmem59, whose product is annotated as transmembrane protein 59. Gene Ontology annotation, cellular component: lysosome; late endosome. Bases 54 to 1028 code for a protein of 324 amino acids. The record is from RefSeq and is a predicted model, not a curated record. The transcript has 8 exons. Gene Ontology annotation, biological process: positive regulation of autophagy. NCBI's taxonomy places the organism in Eukaryota, Metazoa, Chordata, Actinopteri, Perciformes, Percidae.
UCCGAUUAAAGAGGAAGAAGAGCGUGUUGUUUGUUUAGGUUUUCGCAGACAAAAUGGGGACUCUUUCCUCCUUUGUCUGUAUGUUGGGACUGUUUGUCCUGCUUGCGUGCACCUCAGCAUCUUCAGAUGUGUUCGAUAGCGUUUUGGGAAACACAGUAUCCUGCCAUAAGUCAUGUGAAAUGACAUACAGUUUGCACACGUAUCCAAGGGAAGAGGAACUCUAUGCCUGUCAGAGAGGCUGCCGUCUGUUCUCCAUUUGUCAGUUUGUUCGUGACAGCGAAGAUCUGAAUCAGACCAAAUCCGAGUGUGAAUCAACCUGUCAUGAAGCCUACACCCAUUCUGAUGAGCAGUAUGCAUGCAAUUUGGGCUGUCAGAAUCAGCUUCCAUUUGCUGAGCAACGUCAUGAGCAGUUGGAGGCCAUGAUGCCCAGGAUUCACCUGCUGUACCCACUGACUCUGGUCAGAGGGUUUUGGGAGGAUGUAAUGAGUCAGGCACACAGCUUCAUCACUUCCACAUGGACAUUCUACCUCCAGGCUGACGAUGGCAGAGUUGUCAUUUUCCAGACUGAACCACAAAUCAAGUUUUUUUCCCAAUUUAAAGUGGAAACCGAUGUUAAAGAGGAACCACAGAAGACCUUCCCUGGGUUAAACCCAGUUUACAAAGAAUACCAUCGCACUUUAAUCCAGGAGAGGGACAGAGAUAUGACCGGGGACCGCAGCUAUGAUGAGGACUAUAACCUCUUCAGCUGUCUUUCAAGAAACCCUUGGCUACCAGGUUGGAUCCUAACGACAACCCUGAUCCUGUCUGUGCUGGUCCUGAUCUGGAUCUGCUGUGCCACUGUGGCAACUGCUGUAGACCAAUAUGUACCUGCCGAGAAAUUGAGCAUCUAUGGUGACAGGGAGUAUGUAAAGGAAGAGAAACUGACUCCAUAUCCAGCAUCCUCCCUGAUAAUCAUUACCUCCAAAGGGCCAGAGGAAGAGGCCGGGCCGCUCCCUUCCAAAGUCAACCUGGGCCGGUCUGACAUCUAGAAACCAAGCUGUAGCAGAGAAAGAAAUUCCUCUUUUAGGAAUAAUAUUUAGUUGAUUUUUUUUUUUUUCCUCUGGCACAACACCUUUUUGCUUCUUAUGGUCUAAACAGGAGUAACUUCUUGCAAAACAUUUUGUAUUACUGAUAUGUCUCGUCUCCCUUUUGAUGCUUUUUAAAAUUGAAGUAAUGAAAAGGUAUUUUUUUGUAUAUUGGUAUAAUUGAGGCAUUAUAGUAUAAUGGCAAGUAAAAUAUGUUUUGGGAUUUUUCUUUCGACUAGCUCUUUGUUGGUGUGCUUAUUUUAUGGAAUAAUUGGUAAAGGAACUAUUAGUGAUUUGAAGUAAUACAGGUUUCAACCCAUACCCUUUGGUAAAUGUAGAUUGUGCUAAUAUUGCAGGCUCUCCUUGUUUGUUCUGUUUUUACUGCAGUGAUUUACAGCUGAUACUGGAUUUUACAAUAAAAUUAUUUGCCCUUAUCUUAAUUAAUAUUAAUUAUAUUAUAAUAACACAGUUAAGUCUUUCCUGGGUUGCUGUUUGUUCUCAUGAUGGAUCAGAAAUAAAUACAAUAGUCACGUUGACGUGCGUGUGACUUUCUUCAAUCAUAUACUAUAGUUAACUUUCAGUUUAUUUGUAAACAAAUUUUCAACACAAUGUAGCUGUAGGAUUCCAGUAACUAGUGCUGUAAUUUAAGAGAAAUUCAGAGAAGACCUUUUUAAAAAGUCAAACUACAGAUAUGGGUUCAAGGUUCUUUAUUAGUCAUCUGAACAAAAUCUUAGGCCUCAGGCACAUCCAACAACGCUCCAACUUUAAAAAGCAAACCCAAGCAAAAUCUGAAUCUAACACCAAAGGAAAAAGUAGUGCAAGUUAAAAUAGGUUAAAUAUGAAGUAUACUUGUUUAAGAAUUUGUUUUGCAAAUGUAUAUAUGCAUAAUGAGAAAUGUAUGUUUACAGAGGUGUAAACAGUCUUUAAAUAAAAGUGUAUUACAAAUAAA